This is a messenger RNA of Amphiprion ocellaris (clown anemonefish), 4131 nucleotides long. RefSeq names its product arylsulfatase I. Bases 520 to 2241 code for a protein of 573 amino acids. The transcript is spliced from 4 exons. Lineage: Eukaryota; Metazoa; Chordata; Actinopteri; Pomacentridae. The record is from RefSeq and is a predicted model, not a curated record.
CCCCAGUUGGUGACAGACUGCGCUGCAUCCCUCCCAGGACUCCCACCGUCCUCGGAGGGAUGAGCCCUGUAUCAUCUGCUUCGUGACACAGAUGCGGCGUUGCGCCAGGUGGCCCCUCAUAACCUCCGAGUGCUGUCACCACCAUCUCAUGAGGCGCCUGAAAGUCAAGAGGAAUCUUGCACGUUACUGCAAGAGGGAAAGCUCCCCAUCUCUCUCUUUCUCAAACACUCACCUCUGCCAACUUUUUGCCCCUCUUAGAGACAGCAGCUUUUCUCCACCUUUCACAGCAGCUGACACAGGCUCAGCCCCAACUCUCAAAACGAAGAAAAAAAUCCCAGAAAACGACAAGAACUUAUACUUAAUAGACCGAUAAGACAUUUUGGACGAGCUCCUCGGGCCCACAGAUCUGCCCGUUUUCCUGCAAACGUGAUCAGGAUUGAGAUAUAUUGACUGCGGCCUAAGCAGAACAGAAAGUAGAGACAAAAUCAGACUUGAGUAGAUAUUAGCUGCAGAGCAUUAAUGGAGCAGAGGGGAGGAAUCUGCUCUUUGUUUUUCCUGCUGAUUGGUGUGACCUUGCUCAGUGGCUGCCUGGGUGAACACAAGUUUAUGGAUGAAAGUGUUUCCACAGAGGAGGUGAAAAGGCAGAAGCUGCCUCACCUCAUCUUCAUCAUGGUGGACGACCAAGGUUAUGGAGAUAUUGGCUACCACGGCUCAGACAUUCACACUCCUGCGCUGGACCAGCUGGCAGCAGAAGGGGUCAAACUUGAAAAUUAUUACGUCCAGCCUAUCUGCUCACCAUCACGCAGUCAACUCAUGACAGGGCGAUACCAAAUUCACACUGGACUGCAGCAUUCAAUCAUCCGUCCACGUCAGCCCCUCUGCCUGCCCCCGGAUGUUCCCACCCUCCCAGAGCGUCUGGCUGAGGCUGGAUACUCCACACACAUGGUGGGUAAAUGGCACCUGGGCUUCUGCAGGACGAGCUGUCUGCCCACAGGACGAGGCUUUCAGAGUUUUCUGGGCACACUGACCGGCAGUGGAGACCAUUUCUCCUAUCAGAGCUGUGACGGGGCUGAAGCUUGUGGGUUUGACCUGCAUGAUGGAGACCGGCCUGCCUGGGAGAUGGCUGGGAACUACUCCACUCUGCUCUAUAUAGAGAGGGUGAAGCAGAUCCUGAGGAGCCACAACCCACGUACACCACUGUUCCUUUAUUUGUCCCUUCAGGCUGCCCAUACACCCUUGCAAGCACCAGAACAUUUUCUCCACCACUAUGAUUUCCAGACCAAUCGUCUCAGGCGCCACUAUGCAGCGAUGCUCAGCUGCCUGGACGACGGCGUUGCACAAGUAGUUCAGGAGCUGAAGACAAGUGGGCUCUAUGAAAACUCAGUGCUGAUCUACUCCUCUGAUAACGGAGGGCAGCCGCUCUCUGGUGGCAGCAACUGGCCGCUCAGAGGUGGCAAAGGGACCUACUGGGAGGGAGGCAUCAGAGCUGUGGGCUUCGUCCAUAGUCCCCUCCUGAAGAGGAAGGGUGCAGUAAGCCGAGAGCUUAUCCACAUCUCCGACUGGUAUCCUACUUUACUCGGGCUGGCCGGGGCCCUGCAGUCCCACAGUGGCCUCGACGGUCACGAUGUGUGGCGGAGCAUCAGCGAGGGCUCGCUUUGUCCUCGCACUGAAAUCCUUUUCAACAUUGACCCAGUGUCCAGGAAGCCUGGGGAGCCAUAUGACAAGGCGUUGGUGCUCAACGGCUUUGGGAUCUGGGACACAGCUGUUAGAGCAGCAUUAAGGGCUGGUGACUGGAAGCUGCUGACAGGAAAUGUGGGUGAUGGGGACUGGAUACCGCCGCACGCUCUCCCCGGUGGUCCAGAACGGUGGCAGAAACUGGAGAAGCGGCGCAACGAGCUGGGGAAGUCAGUGUGGCUGUUUAACAUCAGCUCCGACCCCUACGAGAGGUAUGACCUGGCAGAGGCUCGUCCAGAGGUGGUGAAACAUCUCCUGAAAAGGCUGGCCGAGUACAACCAGACGGCUGUGAUGACCAGGAAUCCACCAGAUGAUCCUAUGGCUGAUCCAGAGCUCCAUGGAGGGGUGUGGGGGCCCUGGCUGGGCCUGGAGGGACAAGAGGGCGACAGUGGAGAGGAUGAUGGCAGGAGAGAGAGGAUGAUGAAGAUUAAGCACUGCAAGUUAUGUAAAUUAAAAGCCCUCUUUAAGAAGGUGGGGUCACGCCUGCAGAGAAACACUUUAUUCUAAAUGUCUCCUCUAGCAACAACAAUUGAACUGAAGGGUUAAGUAUGUUUUAGAUGAGCUUAGAAGUGCUGUCUAAAUUUUAAAAGCCCCUUCGAAUGACCUGACAGUUGGUCAAAAGCCCUCCUAAACAGAACUGUGCAUAAAGGCACCUAAUCAGUGGAUAGUGUCUCCACAAAUGCUUUUUUAUGGUGUUACUCUUCAUUAUAAAUGCAAAAAAAUAUAUACAAAAAUAGUUGUUUUAAUGAUGAAAAACAGAGUUUGACAGAGUUAUUUACGCUCAUAUAGUGUAUAUACAAUGAGGAUGUUGAUGAGGAUGAUGAGGAUAUUGUCUCAGAUCUGUGGAAGCUCCUUAACGACCCUCUCUGGUCAUUGAUUCAACCCCUAAAAUCUCAACUUUGAGUAAAGUGACCCAUCAAGAAGUAAAUUCCUGCUUUAAAAUUAUUUUUAAUGUGCAGAUCUAUGAAUUCCCUGCCUCUGUCUCCUCCCACCUCGCUGCUAUUUACUGCUGCUCAAGCACACCAGCUCACCUAUUACUCUGCUCAAACACUGUAAAACGAUCUACGCUACACAAUGACAAGUUCUAAUAUUUGAGUAAUUCUGUCACACAUGUUCAAACCAGAAACCAAUUCUGAAGAAUAACGAUGGAUAAAGCCUCACCCUACAAAUUGGCAGGACUGGUCAUUGGUUUAUGAAUGAAACCUGGAAGUCUGAAUCUAUGUUUUUGAGAUGAAAUGCACAGCCAUGGUGUUGACUGUUUAUUUUGCUCAUGAUGUGUCUUCUAGCAUAAAAAAACAUCAUAUGGACAUGUUAACAUGAGAAAAAAAUAACCUGCAUCAUUUUGAUGUCCAGCAGGGGGCCACUCCUCUGGUUCCAAAAACAAGUUUGACAAUGUAAAAGUAUGAGAAAAAGACCCUACUUCUAAAUGUAUUUGUUGCCUAAUCAUUUUGCUAAUGUGUUAUUGAUCUGAAUUUCUAGCUAUGAGUCUCCUUCAAUACAGCAUGAUACUCAUUUUGUAAAUUAUCUUCCUAUUUAGCGUAAAAUAAAGUAGAACAUGCUUCAUCAGCGCACAAACCAAAGGCGUGAUGUCACCGUGGCUACAUUCAUGUUUUAUGUACAGUCUGUUUUCUCACUUUUAAACACCUUGUCAUUCACUAGAUGUAAUGGACAGGCUUUGUAUUUUCACCGUAACGCCAACAUCAGUAAUCUGAGGUCAUGUGGGGUCUCAGGCGCUAUGAAACAAUCUGACAAGGGACAUUUAGAGAAUACUGACACUGGAAGGAUACAAACAAAAAUACAGAGCGGUAGAAAAGCACACAGGUCAGAUAGACAAACUAGACCUUCAAUCAAAUAGUGAAGGUCGGCAGAUAAACAGGCAGCCGGAUAGACGGAGCGGACAGGGCUGAGCUGACUCAUUCACUGUCCUGCGGCCAAACUGCAGCAGGGACACCGUAGGCCGUCGCCGGACUGCGUACUGAGCAACACGCAUGUCAUUGUGCAUGUACGACCGUGUAUGAACAGUUUGAUUAAUACCGAUAGAGAUGGAAUGCGUGCAUGUGGAAGUGAGGCCUGUGGUGACCUCUCCAUGUCUCAUCUCUUAAUCAUCCGAGAGGAGCCUUUAAGGAUGACACAAAGGCACCCACGGGGGUUGUUUUUGUCAAAUGUCACCUUGUCCUUUUGUUCUUGGGGGUUAUAUAGAUUCACUGCUGCUCGUAGAAAGACCUCUGAUCACAACACAAUGUCCAGUCCCUGCAGCAGAGCCAAACCAAGAAAGGCUCAGGCUGAUAUCGUUGCUCUUUUCUGGACUUGUAAAUGUUACUUAGCUCGUUUACAGUGUUGUAAAAUGCUGGGAAAUGGGUUGAAAUGAUCCAAAUAAAGUCACAAAUGAAAAAUAAA